AUGACCACUGCACUGGCUGCAACGAUCAUCUAUACCGAUCUGGAACAGGAGGGCUGGCUCAGCGAAGGAUUUGCGCCUAAACAUAAAUCAAUGUUGGAUAUCAAAAUUCCCACUAUCGGCCAGUUCAUCUUGUACUUUCCUCACAUGUUGAGGUUUGUUGAGACAAAACAUCUAACACAGUUCAUCCACCCAGCGCGGUUCGCAGCUUGCCACUACUCAAAAGAUAGAAAUGGUAUGGCGAAAAUCAACUCUGCUUCGAUCGAUAUCAAAAUGAUUCGACUGUGGUGCUGGCAGAUUAGAUCUCGACAUCCGCAGGUGUCGGAACGAUACAGAUUCAACUUGCUGCCCGCUUCCAUGCCAGGUACUGGCAUGGUAUAUCCACAAGACUGCGCAGACGCGGAGCCCCCGUCGAUCGAUCUCUUCAGAAUUUGUUGCUUGAGCGACAUCCGGACUUUAGGACUUCCAAGUUAUCGAUAUUGUGAUGGUCCCUUUGGAGAAUUGCGUCACAUUGCUGGUCCAAGUUGGCUCUUUUCGAAACACCUGGACCUUCUAGUCCGUUCCAUGAAAGGGUUUCUCGCAAAGGACUAUUGGAGGCCAAAGUCGGAUACCUACAUCGCAGCCUUGACUGGCCAGGCCAGGAAGCUCGAUGUCUCGUUUCCUGACAUUCCGUCCAGUUACUAUACCGACGAUACGAUUAUUGCGGAGUGUAUCAAGCGACGUUUCGGUGAAGUGGCUCACUGCACCCAGGACCACGAUUGUUGCGAACAAAAUACAGAAGAUGCUCGUAAGGAGCGCUCUGCGCGGGCGAAGGAGCUUUACCGAGUUGCUGCACACCUCAGGAUUCCUGUCAACAAGCUUUGGCAGUGCUCAAAUACCAGAUGUCCUGCGUGGGACGGCAUGGAGAAUCAACUACAGCAGCUCAAGGAACAAGGGCUCUUGGAGUCCAUCACGGCCAACGAUGAGACCGUCCACGAUGAGCCCGAACGUACAGUGAAGCGGCCCAGGCUUUUAGAGCCUACAUCUACACUUAGUGCGGCUGCUACGGCACGAAUUCAAACGCUGAUGUCAAGAGCCACAGCUUUGUCGAGAGAUUGGGAUGCCUUGAACCUCCACAUUCUCGAAAGCAAGCCGACGAUACAAGAGGCCAGGCGGUUACUCUACCAGGUGCACCCAUUCAUUCUCAGCCUGAAGCAAUUACCACGCACAAUUUCGGGUGACGGCGAUAACAAAAAAGGCGAUCUAAAACAGGUCUUGAGGCUCGUAUACAAAGCUGUCGGCCUUGAGCCACGGCUUGCGUUGGUGAGACAUGAGACGAACUGGGCAUCGCAGUUGUCUGCGUUUUCCCAAUUCGGCCAUUCGAUUGAGCGGGCUGUCAAGGACCUCGUCGCGGUCAAACACGUUCAGGACGGGUACACAUAUGCAUUACUGAGCAUUAUCACAUUGGCGAACUCCCCUCUAGUCCAAGACCAGAUCAGGAUCUACGAGGAGAUUGAUGCAUUGUUGAAAGAAGAGGUCGAGGCAGAUUUAUUGAAGGGACUGGUGCCGAAGAAGUACAUAAGAGACUUGGGGGCGUAA
Fusarium venenatum is the source of this 1575-nucleotide messenger RNA. RefSeq lists its product as uncharacterized. The record is from RefSeq and is a predicted model, not a curated record. NCBI's taxonomy places the organism in Eukaryota, Fungi, Ascomycota, Sordariomycetes, Hypocreales, Nectriaceae.